CUGUCAUGCAAAUAUGAAAGUAAACUUUUAUUUGGUUAACUACGUGUAUAUAUAUGUGUUUUUAAACGAUUGUCAUAUAAUUGCAUAGGGGUCUGACCGUUCUGACUCGUGAUCACGUGAUGCGCGCAAUGACAGUUGGGUGAUUAUCGCUCUCCACUUCCUGUGAAGUGAUGUAUCGAUGUUCCCUGAUUCCCUAUGCCGUGCGCAGUGCCCUUCGAACUGAACAUGUUCGCUCCCUUUGGAUUGGAAUCUCACUUAAGAUGGCGGAAUACCCUGUGAAGUCCACUUCGCAGUCCACUUACGGUCGAAUGGAACGCACCUUGUGUGAAUCCCGUUGAUUUGCAGGAUGGAGGUUACGAGACAGAAUUUUAAGGAGGUUCUUCCACUGGUGUGUGAUGCUGUCCAAGAGGCGGAUUUUAUCUCUAUAGAUGGAGAAUUUACAGGAAUCAGCGAUGGGCCGUCAGUCAGCGCUCUUACAAAUGGACUCGACACACCAGAUGAGAGAUACAGUAAACUGAGGAAGCACUCCAUGAAUUUCCUCCUCUUCCAGUUUGGACUCUGCACCUUCAGAUACGACCAGAAUCAAUCCAAAUACAUCACUAAAACAUUCAACUUCUACGUCUUCCCUAAACCCUUUAACCGGACGUCUCCUGACAUCAAGUUCAUCUGUCAGAGUUCCAGCAUUGAUUUCUUGGCCAGUCAGGGUUUUGACUUCAACAAAGUCUUCCGCAGCGGGAUCCCGUAUCUGACGCAGGAGGAGGAGUGUCAGCUGAGGGAGCAGUAUGAAGAGAGGCGGAGUCAGAUGAAUGGCUCGGGUCCGGUCACGUACACGCCCACUUCUGGGAUGGGGAUCAGUCACAUUCCUGAAGACCAGAGAGGAUUUAUUAAGAUGGUGGAAGAGAAAGUUGAAGAUCUUCUGAAGAACUCUGAGAAAUCUCUGGACCUGGAGCCCUGCACAGGCUUUCAGAGGAAACUCAUCUAUCAGACUCUUAACUCAAAAUAUUCUAAAGGACUUCAUGUGGAGACACUUGAGACAGACAAGAAAGAAAGAUUCAUUCAGAUCAGUAAAGUGGAUGAUGAGGAGAGGAGGAGGAGAGAACAACAGAAACACCAGAGAGAGCAGGAAGAGCUGAAUGAUGCUGUAGGUUUCUCUCGAGUUAUUCGAGCGAUCUCAAAGUCUGGUAAGCUGGUUGUUGGACACAACAUGUUGCUGGAUGUGAUGCACACUAUCCAUCAGUUCUGUGGGCCGCUGCCUGAGGACCUGGAUGAUUUUAAAGACGUGACCAUGUCUGUGUUUCCCAGACUGUUAGACACUAAGCUGAUGGCAUCCACACAGCCCUUUAAGGAGAUCAUCAGCAACACAUCUCUGGCAGAGUUACACAAACAGCUGAAAGCUAAACCUUUCAAAGCACCCACGACUGAUUGUCCUGAAGACUUUCAGAGUUAUGACACAUCAACAGAACAGCUUCAUGAAGCCGGAUAUGAUGCGUAUAUCACUGGAUUGUGUUUCAUCUCUAUGGCAAACUAUCUGGGUACUUUCCUCACUCCUCCUAAGAGUCACAUCUCUGCCCGCUCCAAACUCCUCGAACCCUUCUACAACAAAUUGUUCUUGAUGAGGGUGAUUGACAUUCCUUACCUGAACAUGUGUGGACCAGACUUGCAGCCUAAGAGAGAUCAUGUUCUCUACGUCACAUUCCCUAAAGAAUGGAAAACCAGUGACCUUUACCAACUCUUCAGUGCUUUCGGUAACAUCCAGGUGUCAUGGAUUGAUGAUAUGUCAGCGUUCGUUUCUCUCAGCCAGACAGAACAGGUCCAGAUAGCCGUGAACACGAGCCGUUAUGCAGAGAGUUACCGCAUCCAGACGUAUGCUGAAUAUUUACAGUCCAGACAGAAAAACACAAACACCAACAGGAAGUGGGCUGACGACGGGUGGGCGGACACUUCUUACAAUGAUCCUGCCAUGACGACAACCUCUGGCUUCAGCCACGCCCACACCCAACAUCAUGCAGUGAAGAGAAGCAUCAGUCCGUCUCUGGAUGAGCAGAACUGUAAUGCUGACAGCAGCUGGACUCAAUACUGCGGUAUAAAGAAGAUGAAAACUGAAGGAGGGUGUUCACAAACGCAUGAUGACAUCAGCGGGUCUGAAGUGACAGGAGAUUGGCUGAGACAGCAGCCAGAUGAAAGCACAGCGUGUGCAAGCCUGAAUCAGGAGGAGGCGGAGCCAGACGAGUCCUCAACCAAUCAAAGUCAAGGUAAACGGAACCGCAAGCACAAAAAGAGGAAGUCAGACGCUUCUGAGACGUCACCGCCGGUGCUCUUCGAUGUUCCUCAGGUUUGGUAACGAGAGCUCAACAGCCAAUCGAAUCACUCUGUCAGUCCAGGUGUACUUAACAGCCAAUCAAAAGACUGCACUUAUAAAGUUUGCCACGCCUGUCAUGUGGCACUGUAACUUCCUGUGACCCGGCCGCUUACAUCUGUGUGACUGAGAUUUAGAGCGUUUAAAGGUGCUGAGGUUCACUGAGCCGUUAUCUUUAUGUGUGUGUGUGUGUGUGUCUGUGUGUCAGGGUAUGUUGUGGUAUUUUAACACGGUUCAGAAGAGUGUGAUUCCCUCAUUUUUAAAUGUUGUAGUGAUGAAUGGCCCGUGUAGCGUCCUGCAGGUUUAUUUAUUUCUCAUGAGGGUUCUUCUCUUUAUUCAGAUUUACAGUGAGGGUUAAAAAAAGUGUCAAUGUAUGAAUCCUGUAUUGAGAAAUGUCUUCAUAAUCAUGAUAUAUUUUGUAUGAUGAAAUGUUAAAGUAUUUCCUCCUCUAGGGGAGAUCAAAUUAAAGCGUCUUUCUUAGUAGAUCUGUGGUGAAUUUCUUUACUGUGAUGUCAGGAACUCCUUCAGGGAUCUCAAAUCUUCCUCUUUGUGUUUGAUGGAUCUCUAAUGAUAAUCCAGUUAAGUGCACAAACUUUGAUCAUGAGUUUAUUUACAGCAGCGACUCGCCCUGCAGUCAGGUUUAAGUUUGAAGUUCAGGUGAUUUUGUCAAAAUCUUGAAAUAUGAAUGACAAAGUGCAGAGUUUCUUCAGUAAAUAAGUGAGAUGAACUACGGUGAAAUCAUAAACGGUGAUAUGAUAGAAUGUGUUUUAUCAGUAUUCAAUCAUGAGUUUUAACAUGAAUGAGAUGUAUGAUGAUCUGCUAAGAUCUGACCCACUGCUUUUCAAAAUAAGCCUUUUAAAUGUAGUAAAAUAAAUGAGUCUUGUUUUCAGUAAAAAUAUCUAAAUUCUUGGGUCAUUUUGCUAUUUGAGAAAAAUGCAUCAUGAUUUAAGAAAAUUGGUUUUGUUUUAAGACAAAAAAUUUAAGUGAAUUUGUGCUUAAAAUGAAAAAAAAAAAACAUUUUCCCAAUGGGGUAAGAGUUUUUCUUGAAUUUCUUCUAUUAAGUGUUUAAGAAAGUCUUACCCUGUUAGUAGAUUUAUUUAGCCUGUUUUAAAAUAUCACAUUUACUUGAAUUUGUGCUUAAGACUUAUUUUCUUGGAUCAUUUUGCUCAUGAAAAAAAAUCAUUUUUAAGCAUUUGGAGAUAUUUGUAAUGAAAAUGAGACAAAAUACUAAGAGAUAUUUUGCAGUGCAGAUGUUCUGAUGUUACUCCUAAUGAUUAUAUUCUC
Messenger RNA from Paramisgurnus dabryanus, 3640 nucleotides. NCBI's taxonomy places the organism in Eukaryota, Metazoa, Chordata, Actinopteri, Cypriniformes, Cobitidae. The record is from RefSeq and is a predicted model, not a curated record.